GCUUCCUGCGCCUCACAUGUACACAGCGUUAUCUCCUGCACACACACACACACACACACACACACACACUCACGUUAUGGACUCCUCUAAGAGUCGCGGCGCUCUUCAAGACAGUACAUCGGAAAACAACAACAACAACAACGACGGCGACGAGGAGAAGGACGAGCUGUGUCCCGGGUUCCAAGACGUGGACGCCUUCGUCAAAUAUGGAUUGGGCGCUGUACUGUCGGCCACCAAGGCGUCCGGCGCGUUGCCUCAAGUUGGAGAUGAGUAUGAUUUCUACCGGAGCUUCCCCGGCUUCCAGGAGUUCUGCCAGAGUCAAGGAGACCAGCUCCUGCACUGCAUGAGUCAGAUAAUGCAGUACCACGGCUGCAGAUCUCUCAUGAGAGACCGGAACAAGCUGACGGGGCUGGAGGAGAGAUUUGACUUGGUUGUGGACUCAAAUGAUGCCAUCCUGGAACGAGCGGGGAUCCUCCUUGAUGAAGCCGAUGGGGUGAACAGGAGCCAGCAGCCUGUCAUGCCUGCAGGGUUUCAGCCUCCCAAGAUUGUCGUUUCCAGCUGGAAUCGCAAGAGUUCAGGCUCUGGCAGCCGCGCCGAGACAUUCCGACUGCUCCACGCCAAGAACAUCGCAAGGCCUCAACUGAAAUUCAGGGAAAAAGUGGACAACAGCAACACACCUUUUAUUCCCAAGAUCUUCAUCAAGCCCAACGCAGUCAAGCCCCUCCCCUCUUAUUUUACAAGCAAGCAAAUCUGUAAAGAGAGACCUGAGGAUCUUGAUGUCCCGGCUGCCCUGGCUGACUUCAUUCACCAGCAAAGAACUCAGAAACCUGUUGAAGACAUGUUUGCACACCCAUACCAAUAUGAAUUGGAUCAUCUUACGACACCAGAAAGCCUUCUGUCUAAGCCAGAACCACAGAUGUACAAACCAAUAGCUGAGACCAAUUGUUCCUUCAUCGAUUCCCUGGAGGAUCUGGUGGCUCUGAAUGAGAAGCUGUGCAGCUUGUCUGAAUUUGCAGUUGACCUUGAGCACCAUUCCUACCGGAGUUUCCUCGGCCUCACUAGCCUGAUGCAGAUCUCCACCAGGGAGGAGGAUUUCAUCAUCGACACCUUGGAGCUCCGUAGUGAGAUGUACAUCCUGAACGAAGCUUUCACUGACCCGUCUAUUGUCAAGGUGUUUCACGGCGCCGACUCCGACAUCGAGUGGCUCCAGAGAGACUUUGGCUUGUAUGUAGUCAACCUUUUCGACACGCAUCAGGCCAGCCGAGCUUUGAACCUGGCCAGACAUUCCCUCGACCACCUGCUCAAACACUUCUGCACGGUGGACUCGGACAAACGCUACCAGCUGGCCGACUGGAGGAUUCGCCCCUUGCCGGAUGAGAUGGUUCAGUAUGCCCGGACAGACACACACUAUCUCCUUUACAUCUACGACUGUGUGAAGACACAGCUCUUGGAAACUAACCACGGGCAGCCUGGCCUGCUGCAGAGCGUCUGGAACAAGAGCAAGGACAUUUCCUUGAAGAAAUAUGUGAAGCCUAUAUUCACAGAGGAGUCAUAUUUGGAGCUGCAGAGGAAGCAGAAAAGGUCUUUAAACACCCAGCAGCACACUGCCUUCAGACUGCUGUUCGCCUGGAGGAACAAGCUGGCCAGGCAGGAAGAUGAAAGCACCGGAUACGUCCUGCCCACCCAUAUGAUGAUCAAGAUAUCUGAAGAGCUGCCCAGAGAGCCUCAGGGCAUCAUCGCCUGCUGUAACCCUGUGCCCCCACUGGUGAGGCAGCAGAUCAAUGAGCUCCAUUCGUUGGUGCAGCAAGCAAGAGAAAUGCCCCUCCUUAAGGCUGAGAUUGCAGCUCAAAAGACGAAGGGACUCACACCCAUAAAAAAGCCAGAGGUCACAUUGUUUGGACCUCAUGAUACCUCCAGGGUCUCAGAAAGUGAUCUCCCCCACUUUUCUCCUGAUGAACUACCAGUCAAACAGGGGGUGCUCUUCUCAGAGGACGAGCACAAAAUGGAUGUGGAUGAUGAGAAAAAAAGUGGUCUCCUGGCACAGGCUAAAAUCACUCUGUUUCAGGAGCCGGAAACAAAGAACGACCAAGAGUCCCUUUCUGUUGCUCACAUGAAAGCCAGACGGAUCAUUGAGGCUUUUGAAAACCCUUUCAGAAUGUAUUUACCCACCAGUGAUGUGCACGUCAACGAGAAUGCCAAGUUUGACCCGUCUUCAAAAAUAUUUGAGAUUAGUAAAAGAUGGAAACUGCAGAGUAUUGAACAGCAACAGAAGGAGUUAGAGGCCAAGAGGAAAGCCAAGGCAGAUGCAAAGGAACAGACAAAGAAAGUGGCAGAGGAAAGAAACAAGGCAAAACAGAGCUACCAGGAGUCUCUGCAGGAUGUCGCCACUGUUCGCCAGCAAGCAGCGGAGUCUGCAAAAGGUGGCGGCAAGAAAAGAGAGCGGGUCGCCAGUGAGGUUGGAGAGUCGACUCCCAAACCGACCAAGAAACUGAUAAAAUCUGCAGAGAAGCCCCAGAAGACAGAACCGCCUCCUCAAGACAGCUUCACACCUUUCGACUACAGUCAGUCAGACCUCAAAGUCUUUGCCGAUCCCAAAUCAAAGGACAACACACAGUUUGAUCCAAACCGGCAAGCCCAUGAUCCUAAGAAAAAGAAAAAUCCCAAGGGACAAAAAUCAAAUUCUGCAGCUGGAAACCGAAGUAUGUCUUACAUGGCUGGGAAAUCUGAAAGAGGAUUCCGGCAUAACUGGCCCAAAAGAUAGACUUGAAUGUUAUUUUCUGUUUUAUUUUAAUCUUUUUUUUUGCCUUCCUGCAAUAAAAUUCAGUAUUUCAAUAUUUAAUGAAUUUAUAUUGCUUUCCAUCUGUGGAAAUAGAGUAUCAACAGUGUAUCCUGUAAAUAUGUGGAAACACGCGGCUCUUCAUUAAAGAUGAUUUUAGAGGGAAAAAAAA
Messenger RNA from Scophthalmus maximus (turbot), 2948 nucleotides. RefSeq names its product exosome component 10 (gene exosc10). Gene Ontology annotation, molecular function: nucleotide binding; nucleic acid binding; 3'-5'-RNA exonuclease activity. Gene Ontology annotation, cellular component: nucleolus; nuclear exosome (RNase complex). The record is from RefSeq and is a predicted model, not a curated record. Lineage: Eukaryota; Metazoa; Chordata; Actinopteri; Pleuronectiformes; Scophthalmidae. Bases 17 to 2761 code for a protein of 914 amino acids. The transcript is spliced from 25 exons. Gene Ontology annotation, biological process: exonucleolytic trimming to generate mature 3'-end of 5.8S rRNA from tricistronic rRNA transcript (SSU-rRNA, 5.8S rRNA, LSU-rRNA); poly(A)-dependent snoRNA 3'-end processing; nuclear polyadenylation-dependent snRNA catabolic process.